CAAAUCCAGAGUCACAUACUCAUUUAGUUAUUUCUCCUUAAUCUUCUUUGAUCUGGGAUAUUUCUGUAGUCUUUCUUCAUCUUUCAUAACCUUGUUAAGUGUACUGGCUAGUUAUUUUGUAGAAUGUUCUUUCAUUUGGGAUUGUUUGAUGUCUUCUCAUGAUUAAUACAUAUUCGGCAAGAAUACCACAGAAGUGAUGUUGUGCUCAUCUUCGUGCAUAUCAGAAAGCAUAUGAUGUCAGCAGGCUUAUUAUUCCACGUGAUGCUAACUUUGAUCACUUAAUGAAAAUAGUAUCUGCCGGAUUUCUCCACUGUCAAGUUUUUCCUUCUUUUUAAACAAGAUAUCAAUGCAGAAAGCAAAGUGCCAGCAACUUUCUUAACAAUAUUUACUUUAGAUUAUUCCUUUCAAUGAAGCGAAAAUGGUCUUAAAAACUGGCCCCUAAUAGAGCUCUUGAAUGAUUUUGACAUUACCAAACUUUUCAAAACACGUAUUCAUUCAUUCAUUCAGUCAGUCAGUCAGUCAGUCAACAUGUUUAUUAAACCUUAGUGUCAAACACUGUACCCUGGCACUAAGAAGAUUUUACAAAUUAAAGAAAAAAAGUGUCUGACUCAACAGAUUCAAUUUAGUAAAAAAGAAAAAUAAGCAAAGAAAUACAUAUACCUUAAAGUGAGCAUAUUGAUAGAAAAAUACAUAGACAAAGGAGGUCGGGAGUGGAGGGAAUCUACUUUAGAUAAAGGGGGGGUGGGUGAGGAAAGAACAUUCUUAGGAGAUGACAUUUUAAACUAAGACCUGAAGUUUAAAAGAGCCAGUCAUGCAAAGAGCAAGUCAAGAUAGCAGAUGAGAGUGGGGGGAAAACCUAUCCGGGCAGUGGGUCUAAAAGGUAAUGAAGGAGAAUGCAAACAUAGAUCUGAGUGAGCGUAACGAAAAAGGGAAUGAUUCAAGAAGCCUUAUCCUAUAGGACAGAAAGGAUGUUGGGAUCCUAUUCCAAACUCCAUGGUAAACCACAGAAGGGUUUUCAACCAGGGAGUGGCAAGAUUCAAAAUAUCCACUCUGACUGACAUGCAAUGUCAACUAGGGAUAGGAAGCACCUAGCUAUGAAAAUAAAUCUCGCUCCUAAAAAGAGGGGGGAAGCACAGGUGCGUUUCUCAGGGGCUGAUUGAUUCUAGGUGUGAUCUAGCCCAGCCCACUAAACCCAGGCCAGAGCCUCGGAUGAGGAAGCACCGGGUUUUCCAGCUGUAAGGGGACUGGGGAUGGAAUGCAGGGCUCAGGGUCGGGCCCCUGGGAGAGUCCAAUUCUGGCUGUGACACUCAGUCGGGGCGUGAUUUAACCUUUCUGGCUUCCAAUUCCUCACGCAGACAACUGACAAUACUUGCAACUGUCGUCGUGAGACGUGAAGGGGAGAAUGCACGGUGAAAGUCAGUAUCCCCAUUUUAGAGACCGCGACAGCGUUAAGUCCGGGAAGACAGGUACGGCCCCCAGUUGGUCAGAGUGGGGACUCGAACUGGGAUCUGUCGGCCGAGAGCCCGCGGCCCCUCACGCCGGCAGCUUGAAGAUCGGGCCCGGCUCCGCCUCGGGCGCGGUGGCCUCGGGGCACUCCGGACGACACCCGCUUGCCCGCCGCCAGGGGCCAAGGCCGGGAAGGGGCCGCGGCGCCGCCGGGGGUGUGUUGAGGCUCCGGUUCCCUGAGGAGAAAGCGCGGCCUGCCCCACUGACUGGAGGAGACGCCGCGGCACAGGCAUCUUUCUCCUCGCGGCCGCGACCCCCGGGCCUAGAGCCCCUUAACCCACACCCCGCCCUCAGGGCACCGGCCUUUCCCCCAACUAGAAGCCGGAGGAGGCUCCCCAGACAUGUGCCGCCGCUACACUCACCUGGGAUGAGAAGAACGUCGAACAGACCCACUGACCACGGACACCGAGCCCCCUCACUCAGCCCCCGUACUGAACAACGGCCCCUAGAGUCGCCUCACCACUUCCGACCGUCGCGAAGGAGCACGCCCAUUGGCCAGGGGCGGUCCGGCUGUCGGCCCAUUGGAUAG
Messenger RNA from Hipposideros armiger (great roundleaf bat), 2035 nucleotides. Its product is annotated as atrophin-1-like. NCBI's taxonomy places the organism in Eukaryota, Metazoa, Chordata, Mammalia, Chiroptera, Hipposideridae. The transcript is spliced from 2 exons. The coding region runs from base 1403 to 2035 and encodes 210 amino acids. The record is from RefSeq and is a predicted model, not a curated record.